This is a messenger RNA of Zingiber officinale, 765 nucleotides long. Its product is annotated as receptor protein kinase TMK1-like. Lineage: Eukaryota; Viridiplantae; Streptophyta; Magnoliopsida; Zingiberales; Zingiberaceae. The record is from RefSeq and is a predicted model, not a curated record. The coding region runs from base 1 to 765 and encodes 254 amino acids. Gene Ontology annotation, molecular function: protein binding. The transcript has a single exon.
AUGCCCGAACUCACCAUGGUCUGGCUCCAUUCCAACAGUUUCACAGUGCCAAUUCCUGAUCUAUCCAACCUCAAGGUCCUUGAAUCCUUUGAGGUCCAUGGCAACUCCCUCACGGGCAUUAUGCCGCAGUCUCUCGCUGCCUGCCUUUCGCUUAGGAUUAUGGACCUCUCCAACAACAUGUUACAGGGCCCUUUUCCGUCGUUCGCCAGCAAUUCCUUCAUUCAGUUGUUAUUAAGCAACAAUAAUCUCAUCGGAACCAUCCCUGAUAGCUUGGCUCAGAUCCAUAUUCUCAAAAUAUUGGAUGUCACUAAUAACAACCUCAAUCGGAAUAUGCCAAAAUUUCGUAGCUCUGUUAAGGUUGAAACUGAUGGAAAUCCCAAUCUUUGUAAAAACUCUGACUCAGGAGGUGAAAGCUCUUCUCCAACAAGUGGGGCACCUAGUCCUCCAGACAAACUGUCAAUUGUGGGUAUCAUCAUAGCUAUUGUGGUUCUUGUAGCUUGUUUAGUAGGACUUUUACUGCAUCACCUCAAGAAGAAGAACAAGAAGAAAUUUGAACUUAGCAUUGAGACUGUAAAUGCAUACCGUGAUGAACCUCAAAGCUUGCAUAUGUCUAUUCAAGCAUUGAAAACGACCACAAAUAAUUUCAGUGAGGAUUUUAUAUUGGACAAGGGCGGUUUUGGAAUCAUUUACAAAGGGAAUCUCAGUGGAACAUUAAUUGCUUUGAAGAAAAGUAUAUCUGAUUUGAUGGGUCAAAAUGGCCAAUAA